Messenger RNA from Xenopus laevis (African clawed frog), 1906 nucleotides. RefSeq names its product oxidoreductase NAD-binding domain containing 1 S homeolog (gene oxnad1.S). Lineage: Eukaryota; Metazoa; Chordata; Amphibia; Anura; Pipidae. The record is from RefSeq and is a predicted model, not a curated record. Bases 186 to 1130 code for a protein of 314 amino acids. Gene Ontology annotation, cellular component: mitochondrion. The transcript has 8 exons. Gene Ontology annotation, molecular function: oxidoreductase activity.
CUGCGCAGCGCCGCCUUAUGACGUCUCACUAACCAAUGAGGUUGUGCGUAUGCGACUACUACGUCAGCUACCCGGAAGUUCCCAAUGUCAUCUGGUGUGAGUAGGCACCGGCUUUAAAGAAGCCCAUUUCUAUUGCAGCUCACUUGGCUGCCCGCCUUGGAAGCCCUAUUGUUUCUUCCUCAGCAAUGGCGUUGGUGGCUGGUUCUGCGGCUUAUCAGGUGCUCAGAGGUGUUACUGGAACGUUCCCUACUCAGUCGGCAACAUUACUGGCGAGGGCCCCUGCUUUGUGCACUGGUACUCUGAAUAGACGGAGAAUGUCUUCAAGGCGACAGACCGACCACUUGGAGAGGACUGCAAAUACGUUUAGACAAGAGAUAAUCUCACCAGCCAAAGUCUGUGGGAUCACCAAUGAAUCUGCAACUGUGAAAAGAGUGCGCCUUGCUGUUGCCAAUAAGGAAUUUACUUUUAAAGCAGGGCAAUGGGUAGAUUUCUUUAUACCUGGUGUCCCAAAAGUGGGGGGCUUCUCAAUCUGCUCCAGCCCAGGCCUUUUGGAAACAGAAGGAGUAUUGGAAUUAGCUGUGAAGUAUAAUCUUCACCCUCCAGCUCAUUGGAUUCACUCCCAGUGCACUCUGGGAUCAGAAGUUGCCAUUCGUGUAGGUGGGGAAUUUUGCUUUGACCCUCUACCUUCUGACCUUCCUUUGGAUCUUGUUCUAAUAGCUGGUGGAGUGGGAAUCAAUCCUUUAUUUUCUAUACUGCUACAUGUUGUGGAUCUUCACAAGAUGCGUGAAAUUACUGGGAGAUGUUUCCAAAUUGGCCAUGUGAAACUCAUUUACUGUGCCAAAAAUACUGGCGAGUUGUUAUUUAAGAGAAACAUUCUUGAUUUGGUGAACAGCUUUCCUGGGAAGAUCACAUGCAGCUUUCAUGUCACGCAACAGAGUUCACCAGUUUGUCUACAGCUCCAGCCGUUUAUCACUGAGGGAAGAAUCACUGAAAAGGACCUGGCAUCAUAUGUAUCCACAGACCAUCUAUGCUAUAUAUGCGGACCUCCUCCAAUGAUUAAAUCUACGUGCCAACAGCUAGAAAGCCUUCAUAUACCAAAGGAGCAGAUUUUGUUUGAAAAGUGGUGGUAGCAGCAUAUCAACAGAGGAAUGCUAAGGACUACAUUAUCUCCAGUGUGCCCUUCUCUUCCUGCGGAUUUGACUUUCCUGACACCCUUGUGAUUUUUAGACCAUUUUUUAAAGGCCCCGUUUGAUGUCAGCGUUAAGGCAUUACUCCAAAGGAUGAAACACAAUCAGUUUUUUGUGUCUAUUUUUCAUAUAUAUAUAUAUAUAUGCAGUUUGUAAGGAUAGCUUGAAAUGUCGCCAAAACCCUUCCUCUCCAUUCUCCAUACGCACACCAAUCAGAAACAGUGGGAAUUCAAGCCCAAAAAAUGCUAUCUGAGAAUUCUAUAACCCUAAAGGCAUCAUAUAAAAAUCCAAGCAAUUACAGAAGUACAAUAAGCCCUUGAAGAUACAUGGACUUGAGUAUAUCAGGCUCAUCGUUAUUUAUUUAUAUUGCGGAAGCAAGUUCGACUGUACUCUACAACAAUUCAUAACAGAAGUAGACGUAAAUUGAUAUUGCAGUAUGCCAAUAGGAGAGAGGGAUGUGCAAAUAUAUGUGAAUGUAGUAAACCACUUGCUACUUGUGUGAAUGCUGCCCUUGACCCAGGAUAAACAUUAUAGUAAUACAAGUAGUAAGCCAUUUAUUAAAACAUUUAUUUGGUUCAUAAACAGAUUUAGCCACACAAAAAAAGAAAUGUUACCAUACUAAAAGGACUGAGGUGCCUCUGUGCUCCAUGGGCCCUGAGCUCUUCCGUCCAAAUGCGCUUCAUAUCACAGGACGCUUCAUCAGAGAGGGUGAAAUGCGU